This is a messenger RNA of Camelus dromedarius (Arabian camel), 6293 nucleotides long. RefSeq names its product rhotekin 2 (gene RTKN2). The record is from RefSeq and is a predicted model, not a curated record. The coding region runs from base 541 to 2364 and encodes 607 amino acids. Gene Ontology annotation, biological process: positive regulation of cell population proliferation; signal transduction; hemopoiesis. The transcript has 12 exons. NCBI's taxonomy places the organism in Eukaryota, Metazoa, Chordata, Mammalia, Artiodactyla, Camelidae.
GAUCGCUGAGAGCGUGUCAUUUGGUUCUCUGGGAGUGAGACCCCAGGUUCCUAGUGAUGAUACCAUGUGUCUCGGAGUUGUCGGUAGGAGUCCAGAAAUUGCAGCCUUGCGUCAGCCGGCCCGAGCGCUCUGGAGGAACUUCGGUGGGAAGGCUCCCGGCUCAAAGGGUUGGCCUAGAAAACCACCAGCCUAAACCUUACACCGGGUUAGGUGAGCUCAGUGAUCAACGCUUUCCCUACGGCCCCGCCCACUCUUGUCCCGGGCCCGCCCACGUCUCAAUCAGCGCCUUAAAGCCGCUCCUGACUUCCCCGGCACCCAGAACUCGGAUCUGUUGGAAAACCUGAGGCGCCGGCCGCGCAGGGCGCGGGACGGGCCCAUUGCGCAGGCGCGCGCCGGCUCGCAGACCCUCGCCCCUCCCCCCGCGGCCAGCCCUUGGUAUGGCCGAGCGGCGGUUGGCGUCCUCCACAGCACCAGUCACGGGCGGGCUUUUCAAAUCCUGUCCUUGGCGGAGUGGCGGCAGCCUCGACUGUGGCGCUCGGGAUGGAGCCGCAGACUCUAAGGGGGCCCGAGCGCCGCACAGCGGGGCUUCCGACCCAGCAGGACUGCAGUAUUCAAGAAAAAAUAAAUUUAGAAACUCGAAUACGAGAUGGGGUAUGGAAACUCCUCUCUCUGAGCACUCAGAAAGACCAGAUUUUGCAUGCAGUUAAGAAUCUCAUGCUGUGCAAUGCUCGGAUAAUGGCUUACACGUUGGAGCUACAGAAAUUAGAAGAGCAGAUUGCAAAUCAAACUGGAAGAUGUGAUACGAAUUUUGAAAGUAAAGCACGAACAUCAUGUAAAGGAAAGAUUGCCAUAUCAGAUAUUCGUAUACCACUAAUGUGGAAAGACUCUGAUCACUUCAGCAAUAAAGAACGAUCACAGCGCUAUGCUAUUUUUUGUUUAUUCAAAAUGGGAGCUGAAGUUUUUGAUACUGACAUGGUGAUUGUGGACAAAACAAUCACAGAUAUAUGUUUUGAAAAUGUAACCAUAUUUAAUGAAGCAGGGCCAGACUUUCAGAUAAAGGUGGAAAUAUAUAGUUGCUGUACAGAAGAAUCUUCUAUAACCAACACACCAAAAAAACUAGCUAAGAAACUGAAGACAUCUAUAAGUAAAGCUACAGGGAAGAAAAUAAAUUCAGUGCUUCAAGAAGAUGAUGAAACGUGCUUGUCCUUCAGUUCUGCUAUUUUUGAUGCAAAGUAUAAUUUGCUAGCUCAUACUACCCUGAGCUUGGAAAGUGCUGAGGAUAGCUUCAGGACCCAUAAUCUGUCUAUUAAUGGAAAUGAAGAGUCAUCAUUCUGGCUGCCCUUAUAUGGUAACAUGUGCUGCCGAUUAGUUGCCCAACCAGCUUGUAUGGUGGAGGAUGUGUUUGCAGGAUUUCUUAAUCAGCAGCAAGUGUUAGAAGGUCUGAUUAGCUGGAGAAGGCUGUAUUGUGUUUUAAGAGGGGGUAAACUCUCUUGUUUUUAUACUCCAGAAGAAAUUGAAGCUAAAGUGGAACCAGCUUUGGUAGUAUCCAUUAACAAGGAAACCAGAAUUCGGGCAAUGGAUAAGGAUAAAAAGAAAACAAUCCAUAAUUUCUCUGUCAUCAACCCUGUUGCUGGACAGGCUAUAACUCAUAUUUUUGCAGCUGAAAACAGAGAAGAUCUUCAGAAGUGGAUGGAAGCCUUCUGGCAGCAUUUCUUUGAUCUUAGCCAAUGGAAGCAUUGUUGUGAAGAACUUAUGAAAAUUGAGAUUAUGUCACCACGGAAACCACCUUUGUUCUUGACAAAAGAGGCGACCUCAGUCUACCAUGAUAUGAGCAUUGAUUCACCUAUAAAAUUUAAAAGUUUAACUGAUUUAAUACAAAAAAAAAUUGAAGAAACGAAUGGAGAAUUCCUUAUUGGUCAGCAUAAAGAAUCCUCACCACCUCCUUGGGCCACAUUCUUUGAUGGUAAUCAUCAAGUUGUCCAGAAAAAGGUAUUAUCUCCUGGAAGCAAGCAGUUACAUGAUGGGAAAGGGAAAAAGAGACGAGCUCCCCUUCCUCCUUCUGAUAAAGCUCCAUUCACCUUAAAAACACAGAACAACACUGAUCAGUUGAUUAAGGACAACUGGGAAAAAACAGGUAUAUCUCAGACCUCUCCUUUGGAUACCAGAUUAUCAACCUUAAUGCAUCACUUACAGAAACCAAUGGCUGCUCCUCGAAAACAUCUUCCUGCCAGGAAAAAUAGUUUAACUGAUGGUGAACAUGCAGACACUAAACCUAAUUUUGAAGCCAAGCCAGUGCCAGCACCAAGGCAGAAAUCUAUCAAAGACAUUUUGGACCCUAGAUCAUGGUUGCAGGCACAAGUAUAGAAAACCCAUAAUGUAUAAAACAUUUAACAAAAUCUGUAGCUAUGAAGCUUAAUUCAGAAGCAUUCUAGAUGUAGUAAUAUGUAAUUAUGUAGGCAAAUAUGAUAGUGAUUUACAUCAAUAACUAAUAAGCUGUUAGGUGUGAAAAAUGUUUUAUAAUGAAGAAAUGGAUUUCUCUUUUACUUCUGACUCUCAGAGUAUAAGUGAUUUCUCCAGCAGAGUGCAAGAGGCAGUUUCUAGACAAUAUCCCGAUUGUUGGAAGGGUUAAUUUAUUCCUAAAUUAGUACCAGCCAGUGAACAAGCACUAGGCAGAAGAAAGCAUUAAAAUUUCUUUGGGGAGAGACUGUCUAGUAAUUUAAAAUGUGUUAAAUAAGAGCCAUAUUCUCAUUGUGAGAAUUUUAAUACUAAUGGAAUGUUUAAAAGUUUUAUUCAAACCACAAAUUAUAGAAUCCACCCAAGAAAAUGUCUUCUUAGCAUUCUGGAAUUCUCAUCUAAUGGUCCACUGGCUCUCAUCUAUUGUUUAACUCACUAGUUAACUCAGUGACCUUUCAAAUUCCUGGGGUAAAUUUUGGAAUAUCAAAUUCCUUGUUUUUAAAGGGAAUGUGUAAUGUGCUAUUCAAAGUUGUUUCCUUGAUGAGCCCUGAAAUCCUGUUGACAUUAACUUUUGUAAGUAAAGCAUAAUAUUUCUUAGUUUAGGGAACGGAUAGAUGAAGUGUUCCUUACUUCCACUUUUCUAUGCAUGGUACUAAUUUCCAUUGUGACAUUGGCAUUUGGGGAAGUGAGUAGCUGAUUAACACCUUAAAAUUCAUUUAAUACUUAUUUAAAAAGCAGAUGGCUGAUUCAAAAAUAUAUCAGAAAAGUUGGCCAUUAUAAUAAUCUUCAGAAUUAAUCCUUCUAAAAAAUUUUAAUUAAAUUUCCUUUUCUGGUAAGGGUUCAUGUCUGCUAUUGAUAUUCGCCAUUAAAAAUCAUAUUCUUACAAUAAUGACAUUGGAAUCAUUUCCAUAGGAGGUAAUUUCCAUAGCAACUAAUCAUAGUGACCCAAACAGAAUAAUGAAAUCAAAUGAGGAUUAAAUAGCAAGAGGAUGAAUACUUUGAAGGAACAAAAAAUCCAUUUUUAAAAUAAUUACGCUUCUUACAAACAAGAACUGGAUAGUUUUAAAAAUCUAAUCAGAAUUUCCCGGUAAAAUAAAACAAUUUCCAUAAGGUGUCAGCAACAGCACUAAAAAUCUCAAAUCACACUGAACGCUAAAUGUCAUUGCAAGAAAUAAAAAUACAAGAAUUAAAUUACCACCCUGUGUAUAAUCUCUAGAGAUCUUUUUAAAGCUCAUAAGAAUACUAUUUAGAUCAGAACUGCAUUAUUACAAAGUAAAAUGAACACUUGACAAAAAAUAACAUUAAUUUAAAUGGAGCCUUUCAUUAUUUUUAGAUAGCAGAGUCUUUAUUCGUUUAUAUAGAAUGAUGUAACUGCCAGGUUACUUUUGUGUUUGCCUAGGACUCCUAGUAAGAAUUGGGACUGAAGGGAGUAAUGAUACAAAAGGUCUCUUGUGACUGGCGACACCAGGAUAGAUAUAGCAUUUGAUGAGGAGGAAAUCCUAUGUGCUUGCCUGAUAGAAUUUAGAGACAAUCAAGUGUAUGAAAACCUAAAAAGGUAGGAUUAAUUUGCUUUUUCUAACUAGAAAGCUCUCGUAAAUCUCUUUUGUGAUUGCCAGUUCAGUAAAUGAUGUAUUAAAAACCUAAAGGAUAUUAUUGUUUGAAUUGUUUAUUUUUUAAACCUUCCUGCUGUUUUUGACAGCAUUUUUGACUGUCAGUGUCACUCAGUUAUUGAGCUAGAAGAUGCUGCAGGCAAAAUUGUUUCUGAAAACUGGCAUCUAAGCAUUCUUUAUUUUUUUUAAGUUGAAUCCUUCCUUAUAACAAACCAGUGUUAAAACUUCCUAGUUAUGCUCUUGUCAUUUCUCCUCAUGCAUAUUAUAUCAAGAAGGAUUUAAGUUGUACAGAAAAGAGAAUUUGUUCUUAGAGAAAUUACUUAGCAGUUGGGCACUUUGACACAGGCUGAAGCCCUUCUUCCUAGAACCAUUUAGGUGAAGCCUGAAGAAGAACCUCCCCCCCCCCCAGAUUAUUCAGGCUGUUUGUAGGGGCCCAUCUUACUGUAUGUUACAAAGCCUUUGAAAUCGGGCUCAAGUCUUCAGCUGUAGUUCCUUUGACUUUGUGCUCAUUAAAUGUUAGUUCGCUUUGCCCCAAAAGGUAUAAUACAAAGUUGAGCCUCCCUCCAUCCCUCCUUUCCUUCCUUACACAGUAAAAAAAAAAAAAAAAAAUCUGAAAAUACAACACUUUGUCAAGGAGUUGGUCAAAAGAAGAAUUUGUUCUCUCAUUUCCUAAACCGGAAGUUUAUGACAGAGGAAACUAUGCCAUGUAAUAAAAGACAUUUCAACUUUUUAUGAGCUGGCUUUUCACAUUUCUUGUUUGUCCUUUUAAUUUGUUUCUUGAUACAUGAAGACUAUAAACUUGAAAAAAAAGAGUUAGCUGUCAGAUCUUGAUGAUAAUAUUAUAAUUGGGGAAACAUAAUAAAAUAGUAUUUAUGAUAUUAUAAUUCUGACAAUCUGAUAAUAAUAGCUUAGAAAAUUACUUUUGAAACUCUGGGAUAUAAAUUACUUACAGCAGCAUUAAGAUAAUAUUUUAAUUGCUACAAAGUAGUGAGCUCUUUAUUUAAACCUCUUGCAAGGACAAAGAAGGCAUUUUAUUAUAAACGUACACCUCCUAAGGUAAAACAGUCUUUCAAAACGUCAGGCGUGCCAACUCUUGGUUAGUUGCAUUAAAUCCUUCCUCCCUGUCUGCAGUGCUCCCUUACUUCUUUUAAAUGGAUGUGCAUGUAUGUGGAAAACUAAAUCUAUUUUUUAUAAAUGCCUUAUCUUUACCCUUUAGGAUCCUACUAAAUGUAUUUUACCUGAGUACUGUUUAUUAAAAUGGAGGCUGCCUUGAUUUAAAGACAGUUCAUGUAAGAUAGGCUAAGCAGUCAAGUAUUUCUUUAGGCUUAUGUUCAGCACCUCAGCCACCUACAGAGAAGUUAAUUAAUUCAGUCCAAAAUGAAAUUAUAGGGCAGUUCGGUGCAAUUUAUGUUAAAUGCUAUUUGAAUGUAAUCACUUUGUUACCAUGAGUGAAGAGCAUCCGUACUCGACAGAAUACUGCACCAUGAACAAGGGAAGUGCUUUGGCAGGAAAAAUUUCUGUCCUGUUGUCAGAAUUUAUCAAAACUCAUUGUCUUUUUAAAGAGUGAAUUGAACAGUAAUUAAACUUUAGUUGAUGACCAUUUGUAUUCUCAUAGUUGUCUUCAGUGUUCUAUUGGUUUUAAACUAUAAUGAAGAUAAUAGAGUUGACUUUUUGUAUUUACAUUUCAAAGACAUUACUAUUUUUAAAUGUUUACUUGUCUCUAACUGCUUCAUUGCUAAUAAUAGUUAUAAUGAAAAUGGUUUAUUCUGGAUCACAUACUCUUAGUUAAUACUAGAAAAGGUGUUACCUUUGAAUUUUUAAAAGACAAGAUUUUAUUUGAAAAUAUGUAUGGUAGGGUGUAUUAUUUUCUGCGACAUACUUGUAUAAUUGGAAUUGUUUGUCAUUUUUAUUUUUUAAUUAAAUGUGGGUCAAGCUUCUGGAUUAAAAAGAUAUAUAUUUUUUAAGUACUAGAUAUUGGUAAGGAAGCCAAGGUCAUGUGAUUGAAACUUCUAAACGUUAAAAGAACUGAUAUAUGAAACUAUUUUCUAGGUUUUUUUUUUUUUAGGUACCCACCCUGGGCUAGACUGAUAGAAGUAAACAGUGUUGUGAAGUCAAGUUAAACAGAGAAAGACAUACCCAAUAGCUGGUGCUAAUCAUUGCAAGACUAAUAGUCAAUAGCUUGGCAUAACUAAUACUUAUUAAAAUGUUUGUAGAUAAUCCUUUUACAAU